UAUUUCCUCCUAGCUGAUGGUGGCUACCCAUGUCUACAGGAACCCCUGGCCCUUAUCACACAAUAUAAGAGGCCAGUGAGAGGCAUGGCAGAGCAAAGGUUUAAUUACCAUCAUUCCAGAGGUCGCUCAAUCAUUGAGCGUGCCUUUGGAAUGAUGAAAACCCGCUUCAGGUGUAUCUUUUUAGAAGCACUUGAAGUACACCCAGUGUUUGUCCCUAAGGUGGUGACGGCGUGUGUAAUUUUACACAAUAUUUGUGUCGGUGUGGGGGACGAGCUGGAAGAGGCUGUGGAGGAGGAGGAGGACCAGCCACCUCUGGAGCGCGAUGGUGGGGAGAGCCGGAGUGGCGCUGCUUGGCGGGCCGUGCUGACCAACAAGGUGUCUGCACUGCAUGAGGCACCUCUGGACCACGAUUAUUUUUCCCAGCCUUGAAGCAAUAUAACUGCACCAGCAGCUGAUGGCCGGUUCUUGUUGUAUAUAGUUGUAGAUAUGAGAAUGUUUGACUGUUGUUUGAA
Perca fluviatilis (European perch) is the source of this 512-nucleotide messenger RNA. Its product is annotated as putative nuclease HARBI1. The coding region runs from base 85 to 429 and encodes 114 amino acids. The transcript has 3 exons. The record is from RefSeq and is a predicted model, not a curated record. NCBI's taxonomy places the organism in Eukaryota, Metazoa, Chordata, Actinopteri, Perciformes, Percidae.